AUGUCAAAAUCAAUUAUUUCAGUAUUCGGCGCUACAGGACAACAAGGUGGUUCAGUUGUUGGUGAAUUAUUGAAAGUUGGUAAUUUUAAAGUUCGUGCAUUAACAAGAAAUCCAGAUAGUGAAGUUGCCAAAAAAUUAAAAGAAAAAGGUGUUGAAGUUGUUAAAUGUGAUGAUAGUGAUUCCAAAGAGGCAAUUCAAGAAGCCUUAAAAAAUAGUUAUGGUAUAUUUAGUGUAACAUUUCCAUUUGGUAAAAAUGAGAGUGAAGAUGAAAUUGGUAAAAAGGUAGCCGAUGCAGCAUUGGGUGCCGGUGUAAAACACUUUGUUUUCAGUGGCCUUGCUCCAUGUAAUGAAAUUUCUAAUGGUCGUUAUGAUGUACCUCAUUUUGAUAAUAAACACAAAGUUGAGAUGUAUGCUAGACAAUUGUCAAAAGAAAAUCCAUCAUUUGUAAGCUCAUUUGUUUAUGCACCAUUCUAUUACCAAAAUUUUAAAACUUACUUCCAACCAAAGAAAUCCAAUGAAAAUGGUAAUGAAAACUAUUCAAUUUCCCUCCCAUCCGACCCAACUGGUAAACCAUUAGAUAUGGGUGAUAUUGAGAACAUUGGUUCAAUUGUAUCUGAAAUCUUUUCAAAUCAAAGCAAAUACUCUGGUGUUGUAGUACCAUUUUCAGGUGACGCUUUAACUGGUCCUGAAAUUGCAAAUACUUUCUCAAAAGUAACUGGUAAAACUGUAACAUUCAAUUUCAUUCCACCAUCUGUUUACCGUACCUUUGGUUUCCCAGGAGCCGACGAAAUGGCUUCAAUGUUUGAAUACUACAACGAAUUUGGUGCAUUCAAUGAUUUAGAUAAAUCAAUUGCUUCAAAAAUUACAAAACUUACAUCUUUAGAAGAAUAUUUAAAAAAAUCUCAAUUUAAAUUAGAAUAG
This is a messenger RNA of Dictyostelium discoideum AX4, 921 nucleotides long. RefSeq lists its product as hypothetical. The transcript is spliced from 2 exons. Lineage: Eukaryota; Evosea; Eumycetozoa; Dictyosteliales; Dictyosteliaceae. The record is from RefSeq and is a predicted model, not a curated record. Bases 1 to 921 code for a protein of 306 amino acids.